GGUAUAUAGUCAUAACUAUGGCGUUGGUUUAGUACGUGUCGUCUGCACUGAACUUGCGAAAGUAUUAUGGGUUGUUGAUUUUUUAUGAUUCACAAAUUCUACUACUAUAAAUUUAUAUUUUCUUUCACUUCAUUCCUAAUUGAAUGGUUUGUUCAAGAUGGGUGAAGAAAAACCAAUGGAACCGACAGCUGGAGAAGGAUUAUCUAAGAAAGCUCUUAAGAAACAACAAAAAGAAGCAGAAAAAGCUGCAAAAAAAGCAGAACGUAAAGCUCAAGUACAAAUGCAACAAGAUGUAAUAGAUGAAGAUGAUAUAUCAUUUGGCAAAUAUGGAGAGUUUUCUAUGAUACAAAGUAAAGAAACAUAUAAGGAAAGAAAUUUUGUUCAUGUGAAAGAAUUAAAUAAAAGAUUAGAAAAUCAAACUAUAUGGUUAAGAGGACGCUUACAUACAAGUAGAGCAAAAGGCAAACAAUGUUUCAUAGUACUAAGACAGCAGUCUUAUACGGUACAAGGGUUAGCUGCAGUGAAUGAACAAGUUAGCAAGCAAAUGAUCAAAUUUAUAUCAAAUAUAACAAAGGAAUCUAUAAUAGACAUUGAAGCAAUUAUAAAAACAGUCCCUGCUAUUAUUGAAUCCUGUACACAAAAGGAUGUAGAAGUACAUAUUCAAAGAAUUUUUGUAGUAAGUGCUGCAAAACCGCAAUUACCGCUCCAAAUUGAAGAUGCAGCUAGAGCCGUUAAUGAAUCAGAUGAUACAGGAUUGAACAUAAAAGUUAAUCAAGAUACCAGAUUAGACAAUAGAAUAUUGGAUUUGCGUACUCCUGCUAAUCAAGCUAUAUUUAGAAUAGAAGCUGGAGUGUGCAAACUUUUUCGAGAUAUUUUAACAGCUAAGGGCUUUGUUGAAAUACAUACACCAAAGAUUAUUUCUGCAGCAAGUGAAGGUGGUGCAAAUGUAUUUACUGUAUCCUAUUUUAAAGGAAAUGCAUAUUUGGCUCAAUCUCCACAACUUUACAAACAAAUGGCUAUAGCAGCAGAUUUUGAUAAAGUUUAUACCAUUGGAGCAGUUUUUAGAGCUGAGGAUUCCAAUACUCAUAGACAUUUGACAGAAUUUGUUGGUCUUGAUUUAGAAAUGGCAUUUAAAUACCAUUACCAUGAAGUUAUUAAUACUAUCGGUCAAAUGUUUACUGAAUUAUUCAGAGGCCUGCGUGACAAUUAUGCCGAUGAAAUAGCAGCUGUCAAUCAACAGUAUGCAGUAGAACCUUUUAAAUUCUUAGAUCCACCCCUGAAGUUAGAAUUUCCACAAGCAAUUGAACUAUUAUCUGAAGCGGGUGUAACUUUAGGAGAAGAAGAUGAUUUAUCAACACCAGAUGAAAAACUAUUGGGGAAACUUGUAAAAGCUAAAUAUGAUACCGAUUUUUAUAUUUUGGAUAAAUAUCCUUUAGCAAUAAGGCCUUUCUAUACUAUGCCUGACCCCCAUAAUCCUAAAACAUCAAAUUCUUAUGACAUGUUUAUGCGUGGUGAAGAAAUCAUAUCAGGUGCACAACGUAUUCAUGACCCAGACUUUUUAACAGAACGUGCCAAAUAUCAUGGUAUUGAUAUUGAGAAGAUUAGAUCAUAUAUCGAUGCAUUUAGAUAUGGUUGUCCUCCUCAUGCCGGUGGUGGUAUUGGCUUGGAACGUGUGGUGAUGUUAUAUCUUGGUUUAGAUAAUAUUCGAAAAGUUUCUAUGUUUCCACGUGAUCCUAAACGUCUUACACCAUAGAUAUUUACACAUACUACAUUUACUAAAUAUAUAUAGCAUUAAUAUUGCUUUAUAUGUUGACAUUUCUAAAGUGUUUACAAAAUAAAAGAAAUAGAAACAAAA
Vespa mandarinia (Asian giant hornet) is the source of this 1855-nucleotide messenger RNA. It is a transcript of the gene AspRS, whose product is annotated as aspartyl-tRNA synthetase. Gene Ontology annotation, cellular component: cytosol; aminoacyl-tRNA synthetase multienzyme complex; cytoplasm. Gene Ontology annotation, biological process: aspartyl-tRNA aminoacylation. The record is from RefSeq and is a predicted model, not a curated record. NCBI's taxonomy places the organism in Eukaryota, Metazoa, Arthropoda, Insecta, Hymenoptera, Vespidae. Gene Ontology annotation, molecular function: aspartate-tRNA ligase activity; RNA binding; ATP binding.